AUGCGCAUUCCUUAUACGGAUGUGUUAGCCCCGCCCACCGUCAUUCCAAAAAGUGCAAACACGCUCAUCGGUGCAGUCGCUGCACUGCAGGAGUUCUUGACCGCACCGUCUCCUAGGGGGCUCCUAAAUUCUACCGUUGUACUCACAGGAGCUGGCAUUUCAGUCGCCAGUGGUCUUGCUGACUACAGAGGAACAAAUGGCACAUACCGAGUGAACAAAACAUAUCGGCCUAUCUACUAUUCUGAGUUUGUCCAGAAUCACGAGGCUAGAAAGCGGUACUGGGCAAGGAGUUUCUUGGGUUGGACUACACUGCACAAAGCUAAACCAAACGUUGGUCACUAUGCUAUAAAGGAUCUUGGAUCGUUGGGCCUGGUACAGAACGUUAUCACUCAGAACGUUGAUUCUUUUCAUUCAAAAGUACACCCUCAGAUCCCGACUAUUGAGCUCCAUGGGUACUUGAGAAAUCUGGUCUGCAUCUCAUGCCAUGAGGAGCUACCACGAGAAAGCUUUCAGGGUGAGCUGGCCAGGCUCAACCCUGCGUGGGCAGCAUUUUUGCAAGAAAUCCUUGAGUCAGGGGCUCUUGACACCGAAAACCCCGACGAACGACGAGCAAAGGGGGCGAGAACCAAUCCUGAUGGAGAUGUUGACGUUCCUGGUGCACCAUACACUACCUUUAGAUAUCCUGCUUGUCCUCAUUGUCUUGUCAGCCCACCCAAGACACCUGACGGAGACAGGGCAAUAGUUCAGGUUGACCCAGAUGGCGCAUGGAAAUCAACAAGCACGGCUGGUAUCUUGAAACCAGCUGUGAUCAUGUUUGGUGAGAGUAUCCGCAGCCAGACAAAGCUUGCGGCAGAGCAGGCAGUAGCGAGUGCUAGCCGACUGCUCGUGCUAGGGACAUCACUGGCAACUUUUUCUGCUUGGCGACUAGCUAAGAGCGCAAAGGAUCGAGGUACGCCAAUCGCCAUCGUUAAUCUCGGGGGUGUACGAGGAGAGGAUACGUUCUUCUCUGACUUGGAUCCCUUAGGAAGUGGUGCCCUAGGAGCGAGAGUGGAGUUGUCAACAGAUGAGCUUCUGCCAGCGCUUGUGUCCGAAUUACGGCAAUCUUCGAGCAAUGCCCAUCAGCACAAAGACCACCGCCUUGAAAAGCAUGGAGCUCUUGUGUUCAAAGACAUGUUGUCUUGA
Molecule: messenger RNA, 1182 nt
Organism: Pseudomassariella vexata
Lineage: Eukaryota; Fungi; Ascomycota; Sordariomycetes; Amphisphaeriales; Pseudomassariaceae
Product: silencing information regulator
Exons: 1
Coding region: 1-1182 (393 amino acids)
Molecular function (GO): NAD+ binding
Source: RefSeq, a predicted model, not a curated record